AUUGAAUAUGAUGGUCAAUGAAUUAAGCCCUAGUUCAUUUGGUGAACAUAUGGAUCAUUUAGCACACCAUCUCAUCACAACUGAACGAAGUAGAGAAUCGGAAAAUACCCUAAAAUUAGCUCUGAGUCGUAUACUUUAUAUGGUUGGUGGCAUCACAUCUCAUACACAACAACAGUACUUUAAAAGUCGACAACUGGAUCAUUUUCUUAAACAGGCACUUGAUUGUAAACCCAAAUUGGAUCCUGGUUUUGAUGAUACCAUGAGUGAAAUCUACAAAGCAUUUCUCACAAAAAUGGAUGCUUCUCCAAAGGAGGCCAGGAUAUUUCUAAUGAAACAACGAAUGGAGGUCCUUACUGAAAACAAUGAAGAUAGUGAUUUGAUGAAAAUGCUGGACAUCCUGGAUUAUUUAGUCGCUGAUGCUGCUCCACUCCCGGAUAGUAAAUCUAGUGAAUUGACUUGGUACCGUAAAACUGCAUAUUCUUGAUAUUCUUUUUAGGAAAUCAUUUAUAACAUUAAACGACGGAGAAUUAUGUUCAAAUGCUACAAAAAUCGCAAGAAAUAAAAAUAGAUUGCUGUGUGAAGACAAUGAUGAUAAAAAAUCUGCUCUAGGACGAAAAAUUAACUUGCUUCUUAAUGCAAGCUUCAUGGAAAUAAGCUCCUCUGAAUGGAAGAAG
This is a messenger RNA of Mucor mucedo, 674 nucleotides long. RefSeq lists its product as uncharacterized. The record is from RefSeq and is a predicted model, not a curated record. NCBI's taxonomy places the organism in Eukaryota, Fungi, Mucoromycota, Mucoromycetes, Mucorales, Mucoraceae. The transcript is spliced from 2 exons. The coding region runs from base 8 to 484 and encodes 158 amino acids.